AAAACAGUGCGACUGAAGCUGAAUCAUGCUUGCAAGCAGGACUAUUCUGUCAAAGCAAACUUUGACUGUCCUCUCUCGCCAGCCUGCCUGCUUCGUUCACCAGGGGGACUAUGGCAACUGGGGAAAUACCAAUAUUGCACUGGUCUUCUCAGGAUGUGGCUGGUGGGAUGGGACUGAUGUCCAUGAGGGAGUUUACACCAUGUACCACCUGAGCCGUAAUGGUGCUCGCUUCCAGAUGUUUGCUCCAAACCAACAGCAGAUGCAUGUGAUCGACCAUGCCAAAAAGCAGCCCAGCUCUGGAGAGAACCGGAACAUGAUGAUGGAGGCUGCUCGCUUCAGUCACGGCCAAGGAAUGAUGCAAAUGCAGGAUCUGUCCAAGCUGGACGUCAACAGCUUUGAUGCUGUAAUCUUCCCUGGAGGCCAUGGCACCCUUAAGAACCUGUCCUCCUUCAUGAAGGAUGGAAAGGACUGCAAGCUGCAGGGUGAUGUGGAGAGGGUUCUUAAAGAAUUCCACCGUUCACGCAAGCCUAUUGGCCUGGCCAGCAUGGCUCCUGUGCUGGCCUGCCGCGUGCUGCCCAGCAUUGAGGUGACAAUGGGCUAUGAGCGGGACGAGAACACCCGCUGGGGGAACUGGCCUCACACCAACAUGGUGCAGGCUGUGAAGAGCAUGGGUGCUCGCCACACCGUCCGUGAGCCAUAUAUAUCCUUUCAGAGCUGUCUUUUUACUUGCAGUAUGAGUUGUUGACUUAGCCUACCCAGAUUUAUGUGUAUUGAUUGUUUUUUGUGUUCUGAGUUCGCUUCUGCCUUAACCUUUUUCUCUUACGAAGCCUAUGUGGAUGAGAAGAACAAAGUGGUCAGCACCCCAAGCUUCAUGUGGGACACAGAGUAUCAUUACCACUAUAUAUUUGAUGGCAUUGGAAACAUGGUCAAACAUGUCAUGCGUAUGUCUACCAAGUGAAUAGACAGUCUGUCUGAAGUCUGAAGAAGAAAAACAGGAAGUCGGUGUUUAAGUACAGCAUCCACCUCUGUACUGCUACCGUUUACCUUAAUACAUGAAAAAUAAUAAAUGCUUUAGUAAAAGAUCA
Molecule: messenger RNA, 1085 nt
Organism: Labrus mixtus (cuckoo wrasse)
Lineage: Eukaryota; Metazoa; Chordata; Actinopteri; Labriformes; Labridae
Gene: gatd3l
Product: glutamine amidotransferase class 1 domain containing 3, like
Exons: 6
Coding region: 26-745 (239 amino acids)
Cellular component (GO): mitochondrion
Source: RefSeq, a predicted model, not a curated record